Miniopterus natalensis is the source of this 1138-nucleotide messenger RNA. The record is from RefSeq and is a predicted model, not a curated record. Lineage: Eukaryota; Metazoa; Chordata; Mammalia; Chiroptera; Miniopteridae.
UUCAUUUUAGUCUUUAUGGAACCACCAUAUUAUAUAUGGUUCAACAUUGACCGAAAUAUCAUUAUGCUGUGCACGACUAUAAAUUUUGAAAAGCUGAAGACAAUUUUGGCUUUUAAAAAAAUUUUCUGGUACGUUUUCAUCCUCAGUUUUACUUUUCCUCUCACAAUAGCUGCAGGGAAGUCAACAUUUGUGAAUAUCCUUAAACAAGUCUGCGAGGACUGGGAAGUGGUUCCUGAACCUGUUGCCAGAUGGUGCAAUGUUCAAAGUAAUCAAGAUGAAUUUCAGGGACUGACAACAUCUCAGAAAAGUGGUGGGAAUGUUCUUCAGAUGAUGUAUGAGAAGCCCGAGCGAUGGUCUUUCACCUUCCAGUCGUACGCCUGCCUCAGUCGUGUACGAGCUCAGCUCGCCGCUCUCGAUGGCAAGCUCAAGGAUGUGGAGAGACCUGUGCUAUUUUUUGAACGCUCUGUGUAUAGCGACAGGUAUAUUUUUGCAUCUAAUUUGUAUGAAUCUGAAUGUAUGAAUGAAACAGAGUGGACAAUUUAUCAAGACUGGCACGACUGGAUGAAUAACCAGUUUGGCCAAAGCCUUGAACUGGAUGGAAUCAUUUAUCUUCAAGCCAGUCCAGAGAAAUGCUUGAGUAGAAUAUAUUUACGGGGAAGAAAAGAAGAACAAGGCAUUCCUCUUGAAUAUUUGGAGAAGCUUCACUAUAAGCAUGAAAGCUGGCUCCUGCAUAGGACGCUGAAAACCAACUUUGAUUAUCUACAAGAAGUGCCUAUCUUAACACUGGAUGUUAAUGAAGACUUUAAAGAUAAACACGACAGCCUGGUUGAAAAGGUCAAAGAAUUUUUGAGCACUUUGUGAUCUUGCAGAAGACUACAGGCAGCAAAAUGAUUCCAGAUACUUCAGCUUUGUGUAUCUUCGUAGCUUCCUAUUCAUGCAUAUGAAUUCAUUCAUAUUCAUUCUUUAGAACACCCAAGAUUUUAACCAUUUUUGUUCCAAGAAAAAAAUUUUUUUUUAUGAAUCCUAUAUGAAAGUUUAUUGCCAGUUCGUUCCCUCCCUCCCUCCCUCUUAAAAAAACAAAGACAUUUAAUUAUCUCUCAUGGCAAGAAGUCUGGAGGUAGAUGGUUCAAGAAUCACU